AUGCUGCCUGGCCUGGCUUUGCUCUUCCUGACAGGCCUGUCUGCCUACUCCAUUGCACCUGACAAAGAGCUGGUGGUCAGUGAAGAGCAGGCAAGGCCCUGGAUUACCAUCACUCUCGAGGAAGGCGCCAUCCCCAGCAUUAAGUUCCAGCUGCAGGAGGUGAAGAGGGGCAAAUCCAGACAGUUCUUCGGGUUGAUGGGGAAGCGCGUGAGAGGCAGAGAGAAUGAGGAGCAGGGGUCAGAGUGA
This is a messenger RNA of Suncus etruscus (white-toothed pygmy shrew), 246 nucleotides long. It is a transcript of the gene TAC4, whose product is annotated as tachykinin precursor 4. Bases 1 to 246 code for a protein of 81 amino acids. The transcript has 3 exons. Lineage: Eukaryota; Metazoa; Chordata; Mammalia; Eulipotyphla; Soricidae. The record is from RefSeq and is a predicted model, not a curated record.